AUGACACUGGUCCGACUCCUGCUGUUCAGCUGCUGGACUCUGCUCUUCACCACAGGAUUCACGGUCACCGGCUCCGCGUGGAACUCCGCUCCAGCCAAAAUCACGCGCAUCCAGGCCGCAGCAGCUGGAGCAACUAUCACCAGGGGGACCGGCUCCAGAGGGUCCGACACCAGGGGGACCGACAUCAGAGGGAGAGGGACCGACCCCAGGGGGACCGCCACCGACACCAGGGGAUCCGACACCGGGACUGACCCCAGAGGGAGAGGGACCGACACCAGGGGGACCAACACCAGCGGGACCGAUACCAGGGGGUCCAGCACCAGAGGGACCGAUACCAGGGGGACCAACACCAGAGGGGCGGCUACCAAGGGAACCAGCAGCAUCAGCAAAGGGAAACUGAGCGCACAUCUGUCCCAGGCUGGUGCGUCCCAGACUCUUGCGCGCCCUGUGAGGGACCGGGCAGGGGGGACACAGGGCCGGACAGUGGGGGCACAGGGCCAGUCCUGGAUGGACAGAGAGGCUGCUGUGAGGACACACUUCUCGUACGCAGCACCGCUUCUUGGAGACAAUGUAAAAGUAGAGAGUUCUCUGAGGACCGUGAACUCUGCGCAGCGGACCACGGCGGCUGCGCAGACGCUCCAUCACCGGCCGCAGGUCCAGCAGAGCCCCAGUGGCCUCCAGCGCUCUGUGAAGGUUCCCACCGCCACAGCGGAGGCAGAAACGCCGCACAGACAGCCGCACAGACAGCCGCUGGUGGUGCCUCAUGACUACAUGCUGUCUCUGUACUGGUCUCUGUCCAGCGGAGACGUCAACAGCAGCGCGCUGCACGAGGCCGGCCUGGCCAACACCAUCACCAGCUUCGUGGACAAAGGACAAGACGAGCGAGGGCCCCAGCUCCGACGGCAGAGGUAUCACUUCAACGUGAGCGCCCUGGAUCGCGACAGCCUCCUGGGGGCCGAGCUGCGCAUCCUGAGGAAACACCUGUCGGACCCCCACAGACUCCCCCCUCUGGGAUCAGGACCCUCGCUCCGCCUCUACACCUGUGCCUCAGGACGACACAAGCCCACUCUGCUGCAGACCAAACCCAUGGACACUGCCCCCGGUGGUGGUGGUGGGUUCAGCAACAAAUGGGAAGUAUUCGACAUAUGGAAAGUCUUCAAGGUUUUAAAGCAAAGCGCUCUCUCCAAGCAGCUGUGCUUUGAACUGGAAGCUUCGCAACAUCGAGGAGGACGAGCCCUGGACCUGCGGACUCUGGGGUUUGGUCGACCUGGAAGGAGCACCAAGGAGAAGGCCUUUCUGUUGGCGUUUGGGAAAAGCAAAAAGAGAGACUUGUUUUACAACGAGAUCAAAGCGCGCUCAGGACACGACAAUAAGACUGUGUAUGAGUAUCUGUUCACACAGCGGCGAAUGCGACGCGCCCCGACCGUGAGAGCCAAUAAGAAGCCUCUGCAGCCGCCGCAGAUGUUCCCUCAGAACCAAGUCAUUAAGGCUCAGAGCAAACGCUGCCAUAAGAAACAGCUGCACGUGAACUUUAAGGAGAUGGGCUGGGAUGACUGGAUCAUCGCGCCGCUGGAGUACGAGGCAUUUCACUGCGACGGCGUCUGUGACUUCCCCAUUCGCUCGCACCUGGAACCCACCAACCACGCCAUCAUCCAGACCCUCAUGAACUCAAUGGACCCCUCCUCCACGCCACCCACUUGCUGCGUCCCCACCCGGCUCAGCCCCAUCAGCAUCCUCUACAUUGACUCUGCCAACAAUGUGGUGUACAAGCAGUACGAGGACAUGGUGGUGGAGGCCUGUGGCUGCAGGUAG
Knipowitschia caucasica is the source of this 1812-nucleotide messenger RNA. Lineage: Eukaryota; Metazoa; Chordata; Actinopteri; Gobiiformes; Gobiidae. The record is from the annotation of a GenBank genome assembly.